Oncorhynchus keta (chum salmon) is the source of this 640-nucleotide messenger RNA. Its product is annotated as 39S ribosomal protein L42, mitochondrial-like. The transcript has 5 exons. Gene Ontology annotation, cellular component: mitochondrial large ribosomal subunit. The coding region runs from base 72 to 506 and encodes 144 amino acids. The record is from RefSeq and is a predicted model, not a curated record. Lineage: Eukaryota; Metazoa; Chordata; Actinopteri; Salmoniformes; Salmonidae.
UGUAGGAUUUACGUUUUCACACGGAAUUAUUUCCGUGUAGUACAUACACAAAUGCAACAUUUCUGUUGAGCAUGGCUGCUACAGGUCAUUUAAAUAGGUUGAGUUGUUUAUUUACACGGUUUUCAACUGUAACUCAACUGAAACACUGCACAGGCGUUGUGCCUGUCCUUCACAAGUCAACUAUCCGUGGACCUUCCAUUGAUGAUGAUUGUAAGGUGGAAAUUGGUGUGACAUCUGAUGGGAAGACCAUAGUGUGCUACCAUCCCUCUGAGGAUGUUCCUUAUGAACUUACCCAGCCCAUUCUACGGCCAGACCCCCUGACCAAUCCGGCAGAGACACAUGACCAGGUGCUGAAGGCCCACCUCGGCAGGGAGGUGCUGCAGAACAAACAGGCCCCCACCAUCGAGGAGCUGAGCAAAAUGUUUCACACCACCAAGCACCGCUGGUACCCAGUGGGACAGUACCAUACACGACGCAGAAAGAGAGAUCCCCCAAAAGACCGAUAGUUGUUAAGGAGUUUCUUACCUUCAGAAUCAUUGAUACCUUACAUAAUUAUUAGCUUGGCUCACCCUCCAAAUACCAAACUGUUUUUGGGUGUAAUUAAUUGUGCUGUAAAAUAAAAUUAACAUAUCUGAAGUUG